Molecule: messenger RNA, 3165 nt
Organism: Dermacentor silvarum
Lineage: Eukaryota; Metazoa; Arthropoda; Arachnida; Ixodida; Ixodidae
Product: titin-like
Exons: 14
Coding region: 1-3165 (1054 amino acids)
Biological process (GO): dendrite self-avoidance; homophilic cell-cell adhesion; axon guidance
Cellular component (GO): axon; plasma membrane
Molecular function (GO): cell-cell adhesion mediator activity
Source: RefSeq, a predicted model, not a curated record
AUGCUGGUGACCAUCCUUCUGGUGACGACGACGACGCUAGCGUCGAGCAUCGAGGCAGGAGCAGAGCCACCUCGACUUCACCCCUUCGCAUUUCCCAAGGACCAUCCUCUGGGACAGGCUAUCGCGGUCACCUGCAUCGCCAGCCAAGGCGUGCAGCCGCUGCAUUUCGAGUGGCUCAAAGACGGCCGACCGCUGCCGAUUCAGGGACACAAAGCCAACUCCAAAAUGGUCACCGCGUCGGUGUCCCUCCUCACCGUGAUCGACGUCGGUGCCGAGGACGUUGGCAACUAUACGUGCACCGCUACCAACGCCGCGGGAAGCGACGGCUUCACGGCAGAGCUCGCGGUAGCCGAAGCCCCGAAGCUGCAACCCGUGUACAUCGCCAAGGAUCACCCCCUGCUAGAAACCCUCGUGGUGUCCUGCAUCGCCAUUCGGGGAAGCCAGCCGCUCAAGUUUGCCUGGUUUAAGGACGGCCAUCCCUUGAACGAGGGGACCAGGGCGAUGCCUCGGUCGCUGACGGAUACGCUGUCGACGCUCACCAUUCCGAAAGUCACCGCCGAAGACGUGGGCAACUAUACGUGCCGCGUAUCCAAUGCGGUCGGGAGCGACAGCUACAGCGCCGAACUGCUCGUCACAGAUCAACCACGAAUGCAACCGUUCGCCUUUCCGCCGAACGUCAACGCCGGCGAGGAGGUCAGCGUCACGUGCGUCGCUGCGCUCGGACGGAAACCCUUUCGCUUCGACUGGGAACACGACGGCAGGGUUCUCGCGAACGGCGCGAGGAAGCACUCUCGAGUGGUCGUCGACAACAUCGUGACGAUGACCAUCGAGCGGGUGACCGCCGAGGACGUCGGAAACUACACUUGCACAGUCACCAACGAGUUCGGCAGCGACAGCGCUAUAUACGGCUGCGUUGAUAGUGGAAGGGUUGCCAACUUUCGGGUGGACAUAGUCGGGGAUGGGCUGGCGACGACCGGCCCAAACGCCGUGCUCGGACAGAAAGCCACAGUCACGUGCGUCGUCUCAAGAGGCGCGGGUCCCUUUCGUUUCGCGUGGACGCACGACUCGAACCGAAUCGACAACAGCCCCAGGAGGCACGUCAAGGUUCUCACAGAAAACGUGGCCGCUCUGACUGUCGAGGCCGCGACUGCCGAGGACGUCGGCAACUACACGUGCACGGUUUCGAACGCCGCAGGGAGCGCGAGCUACACCGCCGCUCUCCGUGUAGAAGCGCCGCCGAUGAUCAUGCCCAUCUCCUUAGCCAACAAUAUCGCCCUGGGCGAGAAGAUCCUGCUCACUUGCGCCGUGACGCGGGGAACGGCACCGUUCGAAAUUCGCUGGACUCACGAAGGCAGGCCCGUUACAAACACGAAGAACAAAUACGCCGCUCCCUUGACUGGCAGCAUCGCGACACUGACCAUUGAAAAGGUGACGGCCGAGGACGUUGGAAACUACACCUGCUCCGCCAGCAACGACGUUGGCAGGGACACAGUUACAGCGACGCUGAUGGUAGAAGAGGCUCCCCAGAUUCAGCCGUUCUCUUUUCCAAAGGAUCCUCGGGCAAACUCCAAGAUGGUCAUCUCUUGUAACGCCCACGUGGGAACGGAGCCGAUCACUUUUGUCUGGCUUAAGGACGGCCACGAACUGAGCUCCGGAACCAAGGUCAAGCAGAAGACGGUUACCGAAACUGUGAGCAUGCUGAUCAUACCAGAAGUAUCUUCCGAAGACAUCGGUAACUACACCUGCGAAGCAACCAACCGCUUCGGCCGGGACACAUUCACGGCGGCACUGCUGCUCACAGAAUCGCCCAAAAUACAGCCGUUUUUCUUUCCCAAGAACCACCCGGUUGGAAAAGACGUAACUGUGACCUGCUUCGCAACAGAAGGUGCGUUGCCGCUGACAUUUCAGUGGCUCAAGGAUGGAGAAAUAUUGGCCGGUGGCUCAAAGUUCGCCGUAAAGAACCCGCUCGAGAAGAUGUCCACACUCAUCAUACACCAAGUUUCGGGAGCUGACAUCGGCAACUACACCUGUCGGGUGUCAAACGAGGCCGGAAAUGACGUGUUCACCGCAAGCCUCGUUGUAACCGUCGAAGCGCCCAAGGUACAGCCGUUCAGUUUUCCCUCAACCAAGGCGAUGCCGAAGAAAGUCAUCGUUCACUGUGCCGUGCUCGAGGGCACGGAGCCGCUGAAAUUCGUCUGGACGAAGGACGGGGUGCCGGUGGAGAACGGCCACAGGCUCCACGUCAAGCAGCAUUCGGAGACGCUGUCUUCGCUGACCAUCACGGACGUUGGAGCCGAGGACAUCGGCAACUACACGUGCACCGUCAGCAACGUCGCCGGGUCGGACAGUGCGACCUCGAAGCUGCUAGUCAAGGCACCUGCAGAUGCCCCCAGCGUCCACCCGUUCGCAUUCCCGAAGGAUCACCAAAGGGGGCGGACCGUAGCGGUCACGUGCAUCGUCAACCAGGGCACUCCGCCGUUCAGCUUCGCCUGGUCGAAGGACGGGCGUCCGCUGCAAGCUGGACGCGAGAAACCCGUGUCGAAGAUGAUCACGGAAUCGGUGUCCGUCUUGACGGUGCCCAACGUCGGCGCCGAAGACGUCGGGAACUACACCUGCAGCGCCAGCAACGCCGCCGGCAGCGCCAGCUUUACGGCGGAGCUCCUAGUCGUUGUUCUCACAGAGGCUCCCAGGCUGCAGCCGUUUUACUUCCCGAAGGAUCACCCGUUGCUCGAGACGCUCGUGGUGUCCUGCAUCGCGAUACGGGGCACUCAGCCGGUGCAGUUCGCCUGGUCGAAGGACGGCCUGCCCGUGGUCGCCGGAGGCCGCGCGGUGACCCAACAGUUGUCGGCGACGCUCUCGACGCUCACGAUUCCGACAGUCGCGGCGCAAGACGUUGGGAACUACACGUGUCGCGCUUCCAACGCGGUCGGCAGCGACAGCUACAGCGCCGAGCUGCUGGUUACAGAAAACGUGCACAGCACCGCAAAUGGAAAGGUGCUGGUUGGGCACUGCAAGGUUCAAGGGAGCACCGCACCGCGGCGCCACCUUGCCUUGCGCCAUGUGCAGUGGAGCACGGAAGUGCAGGGUGCAUCGCUGUACCUCGGUGAAUUGAAGGUGGAACCACCUGGGAUGCGCGCCUUAGACUUGGAGCGGCCCCUAGACUGA